Messenger RNA from Dromiciops gliroides (monito del monte), 5095 nucleotides. Its product is annotated as zinc finger CCCH domain-containing protein 8-like. Gene Ontology annotation, molecular function: metal ion binding; RNA binding. Lineage: Eukaryota; Metazoa; Chordata; Mammalia; Microbiotheria; Microbiotheriidae. Gene Ontology annotation, cellular component: nucleus. Bases 286 to 1398 code for a protein of 370 amino acids. Gene Ontology annotation, biological process: negative regulation of DNA-templated transcription. The transcript has 2 exons. The record is from RefSeq and is a predicted model, not a curated record.
CUGCGCUUCACGGCGACUCGGCGCGUCACGUCGCCCGGAGCUUGCGAUGGGGGGGGGGGGAGGUCGGAGAGUCAGAGCGCGCCUUAUGGCCACGUGACCUCGCGAGGCGCUCGGCUGAGGUCACGGCCAGGGUCAGGGGCAUUCUCCCCCCCCCCCACCGUGGUGCUGGCGCGCCUCCUGCUGCCGGGGAGACUCAGCUGCUGAGCGGGAGGUCGGCGAAGGCGGGGCCGGACCGGGCACCUCCCCUCGGACCCCAGAAAAAGUCUUGCCAGGAGCCCUUGAAGCAUGUCCUCCACACUGUGCCCAGCCGGCCUGGUGCCCUUUGAAGAUCUCUUCUCCAGACCCCCGAAUCCCAUGCUGGGUGCCUCGGACCAGGAGGGCUGGGGGAGGCUAAGCUGCCCACGGCCGAGCCCUGGGCCGGCCCCCCCAGGCUCUCCCCCCAGCCCCUGUGGCAUGGGGGGUGCACUCUGUGAGCCUCCUAGCCCCCUGGAGCCCGCCCUCCCUGGCAACCUGGAGGUCACAGAGAGACUGCACUUGGGGGGCUCCCCCUGCUGUGAUUUUGGGGACCUGUUUUGCAAACCACCUAAUCCCAUGCUCUCCCCCAAUGUGGCCUGCCAGCCUCCCAUCCCGGCGCCGACUCCAGCCUCACCGAUGACCUCCAGGCCUGCUCCCAUGCCAAGGCCCAGGGCCACAAGCCCUGGUGGGGUCUCCUGUGGUCCCGGGCCCGGUGAAGCCAGGCCUAGGAAGCGUGGCGGCCAGGGCAAGAGGAAGAGCACAGAGGCUGGCGGCUCGGCGGCCAAGGGGAAGCAGCCCCAGGAGGAGGACUUUGCCCAGCUCUUGGAGCAGUACAGACGUGAGCGGGAGGCCCCCACGGCAGCCCCGGAGCCCCCAGCGCCCCCUUCCUCUGAGGGCAAGGCCAAGAAAGGAGCCAAGCGUGGCGCAAGGGCUGCCAAGAAAAAGAAGCGGGCAGGGCCUGCGAGGGCCACGGGUCCUGGGCACCCGGCAGUCCCUCCCGCGGCCCAGGAGCGGCCACCUGUGAGCCAGGAGUUCAUCGAGAAGAACACUGUGACCCUGGGCUCCCAGCGGGUGUGCAAGUACUUCCUGGCUGGGCGCUGUGUCCGUGGAGAGCAGUGCCGGCUGGACCACGCGGCCCAGGGCCUCAAGUUCCAGCAGCUCUGCAAGUUCUAUGUGCAGGGCUACUGCACGCGGGGCGAGCUCUGCCGCUUCCUGCACCAGGAAUUCCCCUGCAAGUUCUUCCACACCGGGGCCAAGUGCUACCAGGGGGACCACUGCGGCUUCUCUCACGCACCCCUGACGCCCGAGACGGAGGGUCUCCUGCAGGCUGCCCUGGCCGGCCCAGCUCCGGCGGAGGCAGCUCCGGCCCCGACUCCCUCCUGACCAGGCAGUUCUAGCACUUACUGGGCAGCUCCAGCACCAACUGGGCAGCUCCAGCCCCAGCUUCUUCCUGACCAGGCAGUUCUAGCACCCACUGGGCAGCUCCAGCACCGACCGGGCAGCUCCGGCCCCAGCUCCUUCCUGACUGGGCAGUUCUAGCACCGACCGGGCAGCUCCAGCACCAUCCGGGCAGCUCCAGCCUCGGCUCCCUCCUGACCAGGCAGUUCUAGCACCCACUGGGCAGCUCCAGCACCAACCAGGCAGCUCCGGCCCUGGCUCCCUCCUGACUGGGCAGCUACUGACCAGGUACCUCCAGCACUAGCUCCCUCCUGACUGGGCAGCUCCAGCACCAGCCGGGCAGCUCCGGCCCCAGCUCCCUCCUGACCGGGCAGCUCCGGCCCUGGCUCCCUCCUGGCUGGGCCCAGGGCACCCUGAAGACCAGCCCCUCCUGGUUUCUGUGACAAGGCCUCAAACCUGGCCCUUGAGUUUUGUAGAAACUGUCCAGCCAGGUAGGGAUUGUGGGCAUUUCCAGGUGACCUCUGGCUCGCGUUAUUGCUGAGUCACAUUAAAAAGUCCCGAGGUUCGGGUCUGUUUGUGUUUAUUCACACUCCAACCCCCCAGGGCCAAAGGGCAGCUUUGCAGCCAGUGCAGACUUGGGGGGGGUGGGGCCUCCAUCUAACAUGUGCAUGGAAGGUGGUCUCUGGCCCUCCCACUGUCUACCUCAGACCUUCCCUUUUGGGGCCCACAUUCGGGACACUGUCCUGCUGACCACUAAGAAGGGCUGGGGUCUCCAGGGUGGAGGCCACAGGCCUCGGGCCUUCCUUUCUGAUAAGAGGCAGCCUGAUCGAGUUGCCCCGGACGCGUCUCCUGCCCUUGUAUGGGCUCAAUGUCCCCUCGUGAAGUGAAGGCAGUGCUGGCUCCCUCCCAAGGAGUGGACGUGGGGCUAAAUAGGAGCGAAUGGCCUCAGUGGGCUUAGCUAACAUUUCAGCAGUAGGUGCAGGUCAGCCGUCCUUGGGCUGCGUCCCUCGUGUUGGGGGCAGGAAGGGCGGUGGGUGGGUCCAGAGGACGGAUGGAGCAGGAACAGCUGGGUCCUGUGCUCCUUGGAUCCCUGGCCUCCGGUACUCCUUAGUUUACAAAAUGAUUUGGGGGAAUGUCCUUCCGGCUCGGGGCAGCCACGGGCAUGUGGCUAGGAGGGGUGAGGUCCUCUGCAGGACCACCCCAAGCCCCCAGGCACUGGAGACAGACAUCGAACAUAUUAGGGAGAGAAGCCGUGAUCUAGAGAAAGCUGUCAGGAUGUCCUCCAUUGCAGAGAGGGAGAGGGAGAGGGACGGACCUUCCCGUCCUGGAGCCUGCUGGGGAAGCAGCCACGGUCACCCCGCAGGGAGGGCACACGGGCCUGCACCAGCUUAGAACCUUCGUGCCGGCUGCAGAGCCCUGAGCCUGGGGGCAGAUGAUGGGGGGCCGUGAGCAAGCGCUAGUAGGUCUGAGGGACCUAGCUCUGUCGAGCCGCCUUCACACCUCUGGCCCUUCAGUGCUCUAGGGUGGACACAGUCCAGAAGAUGUCCGCUGGCCUUCGGCUAGGAGGGCAGGUAGCCCCUCCUGAUCUCAGACCUUGGAGCCUCUGGUCCUGUAGAAGUGACCGAGCCCAGUGCCCCAUCUUUAUGGUUGGGGAAACUGAGGCCCAGAGAGGGAAAGAUCACAGGGAGGUCUCAGAAAGAGGGAAGCCCCCCAGGCCACUGGUGCUAGAGCCAGGCCCAUGGAGACUGAGGCUGUGGUUGUCCCUCCCCUCUGAGGGGUGCUCUGACCGGUCAUCUUUAUGUGAGGCCAUUGGGAAGAAGAAGGAGGAAGAGCAAGACGCUUGACAAAGAUUAGCCGUUAUGACAGCCUUGUGAGAGAGGCAGGCGCUAUUCAGACCCCCGGCUUACAGUUGGGGAAACUGAGGCAGGCAGGCAGUGGUGGAGGGACUUUCCCUGAGUCACCCAGCUGGGACACACCUGAGGCCAGAUUUGAACUUGGGUCUUGUGACCCCAGGCCCUAAAGGGAGCCCCCAGUGGGCUCACUUGUCCUGGGAACCAUUUCUGACUCUAGCCAGAGGUGAGGAUGGUCCUCCCUGGGCGUCCCCACACUGAGGACCCCCAGAUGGAGAGCAGGAGAAGUGGGAGAGGGAAGAAUGCCCCGGGGGGGGGGGUAGCCUGGCCCCACCCCCUCCUCCACCCCCCAUGCCCACUGGGACUGCUGUCCAAUUGCUCCCAGCCCAGUCCGGCAGUCCAGACCCGGGCUCCCUUCUCGGGGAGAUGGCUGCUGGCUCAUUUGCCCUUCUAGUGGGGGCGCGUCCGCAGGGCCUACAGAAGGCAGUGGAGGGGGGCCGACAGCUGGAGCCGAGGGAAGUGAUGAGGAGGUACCGGAGGAGCUGUGGGCCCUCUGGGCCAGGCUGGGGAGCCUGGCCUGUGGGGCUGACUGGCUGCCUAGACCAGGCCCGGCCCUCUUCUCUGCUCAGGCUCCGCCCUUAGAGGAGGAGGAACCAGGGCCUUGCCUUGCCGGAGGUCACCAGCCCCCAGAAAGCUCUCCCCUCCAGGCUGCACAGCCUCCCCGGAACCCGUGUUGGCAGAGCCCUGGGUUCAGGUCCAAGUGCCCAGAGCUGAUCGUGGGCGAGCAUUCUGUCAGGAGAGAUCCCCAGAGGGCCCCGUGAGCCCCGCAGACCCACUGCCCUCUCAUACACGUGGGGAAAGUGAGAAGGGGGCAGGGGGCCCUGCUUCUGGCCUCCAAACCCGUGACCUUUGGUGCCCAGCGGCCGGAUUUGCCUGUGCUGCCUUGCACAGAUCCUGGGCCCAGAGAGGCAGAGGGGGCCGGAGUGACCACAGGGGAGGGAGGGAGCUCAGGUGAAGGGCCUCCAGUUUCUCCAGGGUCUUGGCUGGGGGGGCAGAGAAGAGCCAUGGGCCUGCCUGAGGGGUCCGAACGCCUUCCGCCCGCUCAGUGGUCAGCGUCUGCUUCCUUCCUUCUACUUCUGAACUCCUCGGUCUGGCUUCCGACCCUGGCGUGCCACCCACACUGCCCCCUCCAAAGUCCUCGAGGUGUCUCCUGGGACCCUGCCGAUCAUCCCUUCUCCCCGUCCUGUCCUCGCACCCGUCUGAGCACUUUCUCUCCCCCCUCCCCUGCCAUUUCAUUACCAUCUCCAUGCGGAGGAUUGGCCUGGUCCCCUCCUGUCCAGUGGCCUGCAGACUGGAUGUCCGGGAGAGGUCUCAGGCUCACUGUCUCCCCCCAGAUGUGGCCUGGGCAGUGCCUCUACCUCUGCAGCCUCUCUCCUGAUGCUGCCCCUCCCUGGUGCGCACCCUCAUUGCUUCAUGCCUGGAUUAUAGUGAUGGCUGGGGGGGGGGGGGUCUUCCUUCCUCCAGCCCCCACCCUCCUUUCAGCUACUGACCAUGUGCUCUCUCCUCCUGCCCCUCCCACUAGGCUGCAGUGCCUCCCUAUGGCUUGGGAAUUCACCAUUCAAAGCCCUUCCUAACCAGCCCUUCCCGGCUCCUUACACUUUACUAUCCACACCUCCUUUUGGAUCCAGUGACACCGACCCUCCCUCUGCCAACGCUGCGGCUUUGUAGCGAUUGGAAUGACGCCACCUGCUGGAGACUUACUGUAGAAAAGCUCCACCGCGAGGUGAAGGUCUCAGAGCAAGACCAGGAGUCUUCUCUUUGGCGUCAGGAAG